UUUUCUUCCUGCUUUUACCACUCAUUCGUCUCUUUUCUCUUUAUCCUAAAAAAAACGAUAGUAAUAGAAAUGGGAAUAUUAAUAAUAAUAAUAAUUCGAAAUUAAAUUAAGGUUUUACGCUUUUGAUGAAGAGAGGGCACACCAUCGCCAUCGCUUCCAAGCCAAGCCAAUAACAACCUCUCUCUCUCUCUCUCUCUCUCUCUAACUGUCAUUGACGGAACACUGUUCCUCAGCUGAAGAUUGUUACGCUCUAAUUUUUUUUGGCUACACACUGAACUCAACGCGGACUUCUCCGAUCUGUGUCUUCUAGCUCGAUCUCUCUCCACAAUGCGUCCCUGAUUCUUUUCCCCUUUCAGUUUCAGAUUGUUGAAGGCUUUGAGUGUAGAAGUGAGUGAUGGCAUCGAAGCAAGGUGUGAAACCGAGGAGAUUCGGAGGAGCGAGCAGCACCUCCAAGGGCGCCGCCAAUUCGCCUACGUCUUCCACCACGUCGUCGUCUAAGCAGUUUCUAGAAACUUCCGUUGACGGACAGAGCUCCCCUGCUUCUUCCUCCGCUCGAAGCAAGCCGCACGCGUUCUAUCCGGAACCUGUGCCGUUGGAUGUACACAGGGCCAAAGAGAAUGUCACCGUCACCGUCCGAUUUCGUCCUCUCAAUCCGAGGGAGAUUCGUCAGGGAGAAGAGAUUGCUUGGUAUGCUGACGGAGAAACCAUAGUGCGAAACGAGUAUAAUCCCUCCAUAGCGUAUGCAUACGAUCGUGUCUUUGGUCCCACGACCACAACUCGUCAUGUUUAUGAUGUUGCUUCUCAGCAUGUUGUUAGUGGUGCUAUGGAGGGCAUCAAUGGUACAAUAUUUGCAUAUGGGGUAACAAGCAGCGGGAAGACUCAUACAAUGCAUGGUGAUCAAAGAUCUCCCGGAAUCAUACCUCUUGCCGUGAAGGAUGCUUUUAGCAUUAUCCAAGAGACUCCAAAUCGGGAGUUCCUCCUUCGUGUUUCAUACUUGGAGAUAUACAAUGAGGUUGUUAAUGACUUACUAAAUCCAGCAGGACAGAACUUAAGAAUCAGAGAGGAUGCUCAGGGAACCUUCGUUGAGGGAAUAAAGGAAGAGGUUGUACUCUCCCCUGCUCAUGCACUGUCCCUGAUAGCUGCUGGAGAAGAGCACAGACAUGUGGGAUCCACAAACUUCAACCUACUCAGCAGUAGGAGCCAUACAAUAUUUACCCUGACCAUAGAGAGUAGUCCAUGCGGUGAAAAUAGUGAAGGAGAAGCUGUGACACUGUCACAACUGAAUCUCAUCGAUCUGGCAGGUUCUGAGAGCUCAAAAGCUGAAACAACUGGCAUGAGAAGAAGAGAAGGAUCUUAUAUCAAUAAAAGUCUUCUAACUCUUGGAACUGUCAUUUCAAAAUUAACCGAAGAUAAACCCAGUCACAUACCUUAUAGGGACUCCAAACUGACUAGACUACUUCAGUCUUCACUCAGUGGUCAUGGACGUGUAUCUCUUAUCUGCACAGUGACUCCUUCCUCAAGUAGUACUGAGGAGACACAUAAUACAUUGAAGUUUGCUCACCGGGCAAAGCAUAUUGAAAUCCAAGCAGCACAAAACAAAAUAAUUGAUGAGAAGUCACUUAUCAAGAAAUACCAACAAGAGAUUCAAUGCCUAAAGGAAGAAUUGGAACAACUAAAGAGGGGUAUUGUUACAGUUCAACCAAAAGAUACUGGGGAAGAUGACAUUGUGCUUCUGAAACAAAAGUUAGAGGAUGGUCAAGUUAAGUUGCAAUCCCGAUUGGAACAAGAAGAAGAAGCUAAAGCUGCUUUGUUAGGAAGAAUUCAACGGCUGACUAAACUGAUUUUGGUCUCCACAAAAGCAUCACAUUCAACCAGAUUUCCUAACAGGCCUGGUCCUCGUAGAAGACAUUCCUUUGGAGAAGAGGAGCUGGCAUACCUUCCAUACAAGAGGCGGGAUUUAAUCUUGGAUGAGGAAAAUAUUGAUUUGUAUGUUAAUCUGGAGGGAAAUGUUGAAUCAACUGUUGAUUCUUUGAAGGAGGAAAAAAAGACAAAGAAACAUGGACUACUAAACUGGUUGAAGUUACGUAAACGAGACGGUGGCUUGACAGGCACUAGUGAUAAAUCCAGUGGUGCAAAAUCUACCAGCACACCUUCAACACCUCAAGGAGAAAGUGGUAACCAUGCAGAAUCCCGGCUUUCUCAUUCUCUAGCUGCAGAAAGUUCUCCAUCGGCUGAUCUUAUAUCAGAGGCAAGAGAGGAUAAAGAUACUCACGAGGAUAGUUUAUUGGGACCAGAAACACCUUUGACAAGCAUCAAGUCAGUUGAUCAGAUCGAUCUUCUAAGGGAGCAGCACAAGAUUUUAUGUGGAGAAGUUGCCCUUCAUUCAAGUGCUUUGAAGAGGCUGUCUGAGGAAACAGCACGAAAUCCUCAGGAUGGUCAGAUUCAUGUGGAGAUGAAAAAGUUGAAAGAUGAAAUCAAGGCAAAGAGUGAACAAAUAGAUUUGCUGGAAAAGCAAAUUUCUAAUUCUGUCGUUGUUUCAGAUAAGAUGGAUCAAUCAGGAAUAUCACAGAAGACUGUUUCUGAGUUGAUGGCACAGCUAAAUGAGAAAUCUUUCGAACUUGAGGUCAAAGUAGCAGAUAAUCAUAUAAUUCAAGAACAGCUUAAUCAGAAGAUUGGUGAAUGUGAAAAUCUGCGAGAAACGAUUGCCUCUCUGAAACAGCAACUUGAAGAUGCACUGGAGUUGAGAAAUUUCAGCGCUGCAGCAAAUCAUUCUCAACAUUGUGAACUUCAUCUUGACCAGGGAAAUGAGUUGAUAAAUGAUACAAAUGAAGGGCUGCUUUUACAAGCACAGAUAGAAGAGCUGAAGCAGAAGGUGAAAGAACUAACAGAUGCAAAAGACCAGCUAGAACUUCGAAAUCAGAAACUGGCAGAAGAGAGUUCAUAUGCUAAAGGACUAGCUUCAGCUGCUGCGGUUGAGCUCAAGGCAUUGUCAGAAGAAGUUGCCAAACUCAUGAAUCAUAAUGAAAGACUAGCUGCUGAGCUAGCUGCAUCCAAGAAUUCAUCUUCACAGCGCAGAACCAGUGGAACUGUACAAAAUGGACGAAGGGAAAGUCAUGGUAGACUCAGACGAAAUGAUCAGGGUGGGUCAAAUGCAGAUGUCAAGAGAGAAUUAGCCUUGAGUAAAGAAAGGGAACUUUCAUAUGAAGCUGCUCUUUUAGAGAGAGAUCAGAAGGAGGCCGAGCUUCAAAGAAAGGUUGAGGAAUCUAAGCAAAGAGAAGCGUAUCUUGAAAAUGAGCUUGCUAACAUGUGGGUUCUUGUGGCAAAGCUAAAAAAGUCGCAAGGAGCUGACAAUGAUGCUUCUGCGUCAACCAGAGAGUUUCAAUUUAAUGAGUUUGACAUUUGAUAUUGUGGCUUUCGAGUUGAUCCAUUGUUAGCUUAUUAGAAUUUGGUUUUGAUAGGAGUGGUUUCAGAGAGGAGUGUGUAAAGAUUUGUUUUUCCGCAGGAAUGUGUGCUUUUCUCUCCCCCCUCCAUCAUUGUCCUUUUUGGUCCAUAUAAAAAAAAAGGCUUCCCCAUUUGUAUAAUCCUUGCUUCCCUUCUUUCCUUCAUUAUUGCUCCAAAUGUUGUGCUAAUUUGCUCCCUUUUUAUUUGGUUCGCAUCUCUAUAGGGAUAAUGUUUUAAUGCAUGUAAAGUAAUAUUAUUGGUUUCUAAUGUUCAUUCAUAAUGAAGUUGCGAUUGUGUUUGACCCUUUAA
Messenger RNA from Arachis stenosperma, 3750 nucleotides. RefSeq names its product kinesin-like protein KIN-7K, chloroplastic. Bases 395 to 3403 code for a protein of 1002 amino acids. Lineage: Eukaryota; Viridiplantae; Streptophyta; Magnoliopsida; Fabales; Fabaceae. The record is from RefSeq and is a predicted model, not a curated record. Gene Ontology annotation, molecular function: microtubule binding; microtubule motor activity; ATP binding. The transcript is spliced from 24 exons. Gene Ontology annotation, biological process: microtubule-based movement.